This is a messenger RNA of Spinacia oleracea (spinach), 2313 nucleotides long. RefSeq lists its product as uncharacterized. The transcript has 10 exons. The record is from RefSeq and is a predicted model, not a curated record. NCBI's taxonomy places the organism in Eukaryota, Viridiplantae, Streptophyta, Magnoliopsida, Caryophyllales, Amaranthaceae. Gene Ontology annotation, molecular function: histone binding; DNA binding. Gene Ontology annotation, biological process: transcription by RNA polymerase I; nucleosome assembly. Bases 447 to 1958 code for a protein of 503 amino acids. Gene Ontology annotation, cellular component: nucleolus.
AACCGUAGAGUAGUAGUAGUACCAGGAAGAAAAUCAGAAUUCCAAAACAAUGACAACAUUAACAACAACAACAACAACAACAACAAUGGGAAGUCGAAUUAGGAAAACUAAAAAAACGAACUCAAUAAUAAUUUUAAUUAAAAUAAAAAAUAAAUUCAAGGGCAAAAAAAAAAAAAAAAAAGGAAAGUGCAUAAAACAGGGUUGAUAAAUUGAUAACCCACAAACCCAAGAUCAACCGUUCAAUUCUCACGUCAAUACGACCGACUACCUCCGUAUACACUAUAAACCCCUUCUUCUGCCUCCUCUCCAUUAUUCUAGACUUCGCGAUUUGCAUCAAGGAGAGAGAAUCUCAAGUUGUGGUUUCGAUUUCGCGAGUUCUUCUUCUUCUCUACGUUUUCUUCGAGGAUUAGUUGAUUUCAGAAAAGGUCCUUCAAGGUUCACCAAGUAUGCAGCGAUAUAGGAUGGACGAGGGUUUGGAUGAGUAUGAGGAUGACCUAGAAGACCAAUACGGAGAUGGUGAUGAAGACCAAUACGAGGAGGAUGAGGGGGAGGAGGAGGAGGAGCCUUUAUCGGAAGAGGCAAUUAAAUACCUAGAAACUAGGGAAAGAUUGAAAGCUAAACACAGGUCUAAUUUAAGGAGGGAGAAUGGCAAGAAUGGUGUCAAUGUUAACCACACAAAAUUGAUGAAUUAUGGAUCCUUUUUUGGCCCUUCUAAGCCAGUGAUUGCUGAUCGAGUUAUCCAAGAAAGAAAAUCCUUGUUGGAGACUCGACAUUUGACACCUAAAGUAUCUACUUCUCAAAAUGAUGUACGUAUUUUCAACGUCAAACGGGUUAGCAUUCAAUCAAACACGACAUCAAAAAAUGGAUUAAGCAACAACAAGCCUCGUCCAAUACAGGUUAAAUCAAAAGCACAGAUACUCAAACAAACUAGAGAUUAUUCUUUUCUAUUGUCAGAUGAAGCGGAGAUUCCUAAACCAGUGAAAGAUCCUCCUGGUCCACAGAGGAGUUCAGCUCCAAAGCAUGGUUCUGAAGAUGCCAGAUCUUCUCAGGUUCGUGCAAAGAGACCUGAACCUUCUUCUUCGCAUUCUUAUAAAAAAGGAAACGCGGUGUGCGAACAAAGGAAGCCUUCUUCUUCCGGAAUCUCCCAUGCCCAUGAUCCACGUAGAGCACCUCCUCAGAAGUCACCCUCGGGUAGUAACAGGGCAAGUCUUCCGAGUGAUUCUAGAAGGCAACUAGAUUUGAGAAAGCAGUCUGGCAGCAGUAGUGGAAGUGGGUCCACCAGACCUCCCGUGCAGAAAGUGUUGCCGCCAAAGAAACAUUUAUAUUCAAGUGAUAGGAAAGUUCCGGUUGGUUCUGUGGAGAGAAAAUCUUCCGCUACUCCUAUGGGGAAUAAUAAGGCGUCCGUUGUAGCAAAGAGUUCUACUACACUUGAUAGGCAAAGACUGCCUAUGGGAAAACCUCAUUCAUCUGGUGUAACUAACAACCGUGUGGAACAAAGAAGGGAUGUUCAGCGAAGUACUGAAAACAGACCUUUGAGGAAGGAAAAUGGUGUAACUUCAAAGUAUCAGACGGUGAAGCCGCCACCGCCUCGGCAAGGCUCUCUUCAGUCCAAUGUGGAAAGACGAAAUGACAUUAGGAAGCAAAAUCCCGCUGGAGAGUUGCGGAAUUCUUCUGCUGUGCAUAAGAUUAAAAAACGUAAAGCUCCCGAUUCAGAUGACGAGAUGGACUAUAGUUCUGUAAUUAGGAAGAUGUUUGGGCGUCCCACAAAAUAUUAUGACGACGAUGAUGACGAUGACAGGGCUAUGGAAGUGGGCUUCGACAGUAUAAUGGCGGAGGAAAGAAAAAGUGCAAGAAUAGCUAAACAAGAAGAUGAUGAAGAAUUUAUAAAGAUUCAGGAAGAAGAAAGACAAGAAAUGUUGAGAAAAAAGGCCAAAAUGCGCAAAAUGAGCCACCGAUGACCGGAAUCUGGAAAUCAAGCUGUAUUUAUUCAGUUAUUUACGUUCAUUCAUUCGAAUGUCGUCGAUCGUGUUGUGUAUGAGAGGGGUGUUAUGAUGAUUGAUCAAGUUUCUUCAUUGUACCCAUUGGUUUUUUUUUUUUAACAAUAGAUAGUUUUUUUUUUACCUUUUUUUUCGCGGAUAGGCGCGUUGGUGGAGGGGGAUUUUGGAGAAGUAAUUGAUAACAUGUAAAUCAAAUAAGUAGGGUUAAUUCAGUUGUUGGUUGGUUCUCUUUGAGAUUUUCUUGUCAAAUGCAACGCGUACAGAUUAAAUGAGAUGUAACUUUAGAUUUAUAACAUCGUCUGAUAUUUUCCUUGAA